UGCGUGUCCGCGUACGUCACCUGUUGGAGUUUUUCGGUGAACUUUCUGAAGACAGAGCGAUUCGCGAGGGUUGCCCUUUGAUCCCUCGAGCUUUUGGUCGAUCGAUUGCGCCCGGAGGAACAGAAUAAUCCACUCUGCAGAAACCAGGAGGCGGGCCGGAAUAAGAAAGAGUCGCCGUGUGCACAUUCAUUGACACGUUUAGAGUUUAGAGUUUAGAAAAAGAGAAGAGAAGAGAAGAGAGAGAGAGAGAGAGAUCAAAUUGGCGCCAUUCGUAAGCUUUCUCUGGACGUGGAGUCGUCUUCAAGGGAUCAGCAUCAAAGGGAGAUUUGUAUAGUAGUGAUCGUUUGCCAAACGUGGGCGAGGACUCGGACGGGGCUCUCAGAAACAGGUUGCGCGCGUAGAGGACGAGAGAUCAUAACGAGGGUAUGCUUGGCGAAGAAUAGACGCUUCUUGUGAGUAUUGGGAGAAGCGUUGGAAGUGCACGGAGGGAUCGCGGGGAUCGCCCGCAGGGAAUUGUAGUGACAGACGUUGUGAAGGAAAGGAAGAGGAAGAGGAAGAGGAAUAGUUGGUGCGAGUAGAUUGAUUAUUUUGAUACAAUCGGGAGUUAGUCAAUUGACACGCCGGGCAUGGGUGGAGGAAAGGGAGGGGAGCGAGGAACCACGUACAGUAAUAUGGAGCAUGCAGAUGCCGCGGAUGACGUUGACUACCCUGCUGGCGCACGGCAGCAGGAAAUGAGACGUUCUGUGGCUUCGCCUUCAUCGAUUAAGGAAAAAUCUGGCGGUUCCACGAGAGUUGUUGAAUUGGAUCCGAGUGGAGUCAUGGACGAUUACGAAGUUGUCUUUGUUAAAGAUAACGUCUCUGUACAUCCGACCCAAAAUGCAGUGGGGAGAAUCAGCGGACGAUUACGUCUGAUCAAACAAGGAGCGUCUCUGUUUAUGACUUGGAUACCGUACGCCCAUGGAGGUGUGACUAGAGAGGGCCCGAAUGUCGUAAUCAAAGGUGGUCUCAGAAAUAGAAUGGGCAGUAACAGAGCAGCCGAGAGAGAUAGGAAUCUAUACACAAUUCGCGCGGUAUCUCUUUCGGAAAUGCGAUCAAUUCGACGUCACACUCCACCGUUUGGUUGGCAGUACAUCAUCAUUGUACUGACAUCAGGCCUUGCAUUUCCUCCACUCUACUUUCACAACGGUGGGGUUAAAGAGUUUCUAGCCACUAUUAGAAAUCAUGCCAUUCUUGUAAGGUCUGCAGAAGAUGCAAAUGUGUACCUUGUAAAUGACAUCCAAGAUCCUCUUCAGAGGAGCUUAACUUCCCUUGAAUUGACGGAAUCACCAGCCCCAGCAGUACCAGCCUCUAGUCAAGAAGCUCCCUGGCCUGUAAUAUUGAAGGAAGAACAAGUAGGUCGUUCACCUACGGUUGCGGAUAGCUAUUACAGACAGGAGCAAAGCAGCAGGAAAACCAAAGACCCAGCUCGUGAUCUUUCAAUGCAUGUCUUGGAGAAGUUCUCAUUGGUGACGAAGUUCGCGCGAGAGACCACAGCACAGUUAUUCGGAGAAAGCCGCAUGUUUCUAGAUGGCCUUGAUAUGGACAGAGGGCCAGCUCCUCGUCCUCCUCAAGAGGCUUCGGUACACGCCGAUGUGAAAAUUGUUGAGAAUGCCAAGGAAGCUCAGCCAGUCCUUGCAAUCAAGCCUGCAGAUGAGCAACCGACAUCACCGCCGAAGCCUACAGAGGAGGAGCUAAACGCAGAUGAGCAAGCAGAUGAAGAAGCAACGACUAAUGUGGGGACAUUUGAGCUUGUGGAUGGUACGCAGGUACUUAGUUCCAGUGCCAGCUCUUUAGACUUUGGAGACUUUGACAAUCCCUUGACUGAUAACUCACCGGCGCUGGUGUGGGGACGAGCACGACCUCCACCAUUAGGAAGCGAAGAGUGGAGAAGCUUUCUGGACAGUGAAGGAAGAGUGGUGGACCCAAAAGCCUUAAGGAAGAGGAUAUUCCACGGAGGAGUUGAGCCAGAAGUCCGCCAUGUGAUAUGGAAGUUCUUGUUGGGGUACCAUCAGUUUGAUUCUACGUAUGCAGAGCGAGAAUUCCUGAUGGCAUCGAAAAAGGAAGAAUAUGAAAUUCUGAAAGCUCAGUGGCAGACGGUGUCGCCUGAGCAAGCUAAGCGCUUUGCAAAGUACCGAGAGCGGAAGCAUCGUGUAGAGAAGGAUGUGGUUCGGACGGAUAGAACACUCCCAUACUAUGCUGGCGAAGGUGAUGACAACCCAAAUAUUACACUUCUCCGGGACAUACUUGUGACAUAUUCCUUCUACAAUUUUGAUCUGGGCUAUUGCCAGGGCAUGAGCGACCUUCUCUCCCCCAUCCUGUUUGUGAUGGAAAACGAGUCAGAAGCAUUCUGGUGCUUUGCCGCUCUGAUGGAACGUUUGGCUCCUAACUUUCAUCGCGAUCAAAAUGGAAUGCACUCUCAGCUUUUGGCACUUUCUAAGUUGGUGCAACUGCUGGACGGACCUCUCCAUGAUUACUUCAAACAAGUGGACUGUCUGAACUACUUUUUCUGUUUCCGUUGGAUUUUGAUCCAGUUCAAAAGGGAGUUCGAGUUCGAGAACGUCAUCAAACUCUGGGAAGUAUUGUGGAGCCAUAGUCUUUCAGAGCACUUCCAUUUGUAUAUGUGUGUUGCUUUGCUCAAGCGACACAGGAGGAGGAUCAUGGAUGAGCAGAUGGAGUUUGAUACCUUGUUGAAGUUUAUCAACGAACUGAGUGGACACAUCAAUUUGGAAUCCACACUGCGAGAUGCGGAGGCUCUGUGUUUGUUCGCAGGUGAAAGGGGUGCCGCAUGUAUACCUCCAGGAACUCCCCCAGCACUUUCAGAAGAGGCGGCCGAAGGUUGGUCAGAUUGAUUUGGUCCAAUAGAGAGUAGAGAUAACACUAGUCUAGUUGGACGAAUCGGCAUGCACAUCAUUGUUAUGUUUAAACAGUCAUUUCAAUUUCAACAGUUGCAGGGAUACUGAUCAGAAGUGGUUAGUUCCCAUGUUAGGUGUAUAUUUAGGUAUCAAGCUAAAUCACAGUCGUUGUAUAUAAUGCUUUAUUGUAUUAGUAAGCUUCAUUCAAGCAGACAUUCGAAUAAAACUGCUACAAUUUCCUCAUUUCAGUUGCUUACAUAACCACGCUUGUUUCUUGGAUCGGAGUUGGUAAUACUUUGCCAAGCCAGCACCCUCAUUUUUAUUCUGUCUCAUGUGAGGCAUGAAGCAUUGAAAGUGCUUAUGCAUAACCUCGUCUUGCGACCACAUGUGUUUUCACCUGCAAGUGAUCUCAUUAGAAUUUAACGUAGAGGUGUCAGUCAUACGAAAAUCUGUCUCUAGACAAAUUUUUCGGUACUGCAUUCUUUACCAACGGUCCAUGGCGAUGGUGUACGGAAUCAGCGAAGCUUCUCACACUUCUGCAUAUGCAUUCUGAAGAGGCGAUUCUUACUGGAGUUUAUCAAACAGUUGGAGCUCUCAAGCGAUAUUCUUUAUGUUCGAUGUCUUCUGUCACACAAGGGAGUGAAGUAUAUGAUGAGAUGCGCAGUUGGUUUUGUUUCUUGUGUUUUCUUGCCCUCCGCAAGGAACCCAUAUUUUUUUUUCACUGGCUUUGUGUGUUCUCGACCUUUCUUGAAACUGUAAACCUCAGUAAUGAGCUUC
Messenger RNA from Marchantia polymorpha subsp. ruderalis, 3668 nucleotides. The record is from the annotation of a GenBank genome assembly. NCBI's taxonomy places the organism in Eukaryota, Viridiplantae, Streptophyta, Marchantiopsida, Marchantiales, Marchantiaceae.